AGGGGCACAGGAGCUAAUGGAGACCCGGGGCGAUGGGUGAGAUGACAUUUGACUCAGAGACAGGGGGAUGUGUAAUGGGCCUCUGUGGUGAUGUACUGAUUGGAGAGGUCUAACGCUCCUCUCCUCUCUCACAUCCUGUCUGUCUAUCUCUCCAUCUUGCUGACGGAGCCCUUCUCUCCUCUUUUUUUUCUCUGAUCCCUCUCUCUUUCAGAUGCCAAGGAGAUAGUCCUGAAGGCCCAGAUUCUGGCUGGGGGACGAGGGAAGGGCGUGUUUGAAAGUGGCCUUAAAGGUGGAGUGCACUUAACUAAAGAGUGAGUACCCCACAGGAGAUUGGUGGCACCUUAAUUGGGGGAGAACGGGCUUGUGGUAAUUGCUGGAGCGGAAUAGGUGGAAUGGUAUCAAACACAUGGUUUCCAGGUGUUUGAUGCCAUUCCAGUCGCUCCGUUCCAGCAAUUAUUAUGAGCCGUCCUCCCCUAAGCAGCCUCCACUGGAGUACCCCCAACAUCUGCCGCUCGCGCUAACUGGGGUGUGUGGACUGUUCAGAGUGGUUCUGUUUUAUUUUCUCUUACUACUGCUUCAGAGAGAUGUCCUCCUGUAGUCAUAGUUUUUACAAGAUCCCUCCUAGAUACAGUGUUGCUUUCCCUGUGCUGCAGUUACCUAAUAAGCCAAGUUUGAUAAUUUAGGACAUGGUUUCCCAAACUCGGUUCUGGGGACCCCAAUGAGUUUAAUUUUUUUGCCCUAGCACUACACAGCUGAUUCAAAUAAUAAACUCAUGAAGCUUUGCUUUUUUUAAAUCAGCUCUGUAGUGUUAAGGCAAAAAGCUAAAUGUGCACCCCUUGGGGCCCUCAGGACCGAGUUUGGGAAACGCUGGUUUAGGGACAACAGCCCCCAUUUAAACUUUGAAAUAGUAUCAUUGGGAAAUUGUGCUGUGCACACAUCACUGAAUUCUACUGUGGUAGGUUAUUGGAAUUGUGCCCUUCUGGUUGAGCACAAACAUAAUGUUCUCCUAACUAGCACAGCACAUUGUUACAUAAGGCUUAUAUUGGCUAGAUUUUCGUAACAAUCAUAUUUUCUAUGUCCUUAUAUCACCUACUCUGGCCACUUACUAGAGAUGUUCUGGAUGCUAAAAUGACAAAUGUAACAAAGGUAGCAGCCAUGAUAAGGACUGAACUGUGAUUUACGACAAAUGGCUACCAAAUGUAUCAUUGUCACCCUAUUUCGGUAUUUGGGAUAGCCGGAAACAUUUCUAUGUGAGCCAUCUGAAGUUGAGCCUCCCUAGACAGUGACGUGUGCACACACACUCUCCUACCAUCUAUCAAAGCAGAGCACAACCUCAGGCUUCAUUUGUGUUCUAUAACCAGAGCAAAGCGAGAGCUGGAAUUAGACGCUCACUCUGCCUUUAAAGAGCAGCUGAAAUCAGGAGAGCCAUAUUCAAAGAGAUGUGUAGACAUAUUGAAGAUCCUCCAAAAACAGUGCUUUGUCAGAACAUGUUACAAUCAUGCUGCAAAUGUGCUGAACCAUGUCUUUGUUGAAAUGAAAAAGGCUCUCAGGAGCUGAAAAUAAUUACUCUGUCUAUUCUCUGCCACAGUGAUAGUCCUCUAUUUUUGAAAGAUGUUUGUCCUCUAGGUUUUUGUUCUUGUUUAGUCUCUAUUCAAAUAUCUAUUAAUGGAGUAGUUGUAAUUGAGCCAAUCCUGUCUCUUCUUUGACUUUAGCCCCUCGGUGGUGGGUGAGCUGGCCAAUAAGAUGCUAGGCUAUAGCCUGACCACCAAGCAGACUCCAAAGGAGGGAGUGAAAGUAAAAACGGUAAGUCACAGCACAUCUGGAUGUAAAAGCACGUUCAGUUUCUCUAAUUUCAGGUUUAUUUCAAUUCAGUAACACAGUUCCAUGAAAUGAAUGACUGUACAAGCAUCGGGGCAAUAAUACAUUAGUCUAUAUAUGUUCUGUUCCCCUAGUUCUGGGGAUAGGUCUCUGGUGGAGACAUGCCAUUUGAAGCUGGUGUCAUUUGUUGUGCUAUUUGCUGUCAUGGUUCAUUGCAACAAUAAUACAUGCGAGUCAGGGCCUCUCAGACCAAAGUGUUAGUGACAUUUGGAAAUGGUUGUUUACGUGACUAACAAGCAGGAAUAACAUUUUCCUCACUCACACUCUGCAGCCACCCCAAAAACACACAUUUCCAGGUAAUGAAGCCUUCCUGUCCUGUAGCUUGUGUUUUUACUCUCUCUUUCUUUCUCUUUCCCCUUGUAGUGAAAUAUGGCCUAUAGCUCCCAAUUUAACGCUUGCUUUCAUUCCUGCCAGCCAGGAAUGCACCUCGUCUGCUCCUGCCCCUGCUGCAAAGUUAAGGAGAAGUAUCAAAUGAGUGACACAUUUGCAGUUUUUAUAGAAAGUGCUGGCGGGGGUGGAAGUUCACUACAACAACACCAGGGCUGAGGGGAAAGAGAUACAUGUAAACACAAAAAACCUAACUGCAGAAGCAUUGUUGUGAGAUGUAAUUUCACAUUGAAACAUUUGCUGCAUUAUCUAUCCAUGGCACGUCAUUUGUCAGAUGACUGACAUAACAUAAUUCCUGAUAUUGUUUUAUUUCAUAAACUAAGCAUAGAAAAUAGAUUUAUUGCAAAAGUGUAUCAUGAUAAAUCCUCCCAGAGGGACCUACGAUAUGCAGGCAUGUAUCGUGUAUUACACAUAAAAACAGGUACACACUAGAUUCAUUUCAGAAAAAUGAAGACAUUCACAAACAUGGGAGAUAUGAUGCUACCUGCUGUUAGUGGCUGUAGUCGCAGGCCCCUCUCAAAGCCUGUCUCGGAUUAGAUUAGGCCUUGGAUCAAAGUAAUAAAGUAGCCAGAGAGAGCUGCAGUGAUUGAACAGGAUCCAGGCCAGUAUUGUCCCUCUUAACAUGCUGUAAUUAUGUUGUCGGGCUCUGUUUCCCUGAAUGAGAACCAGGGGCGGCUGUCAGCCUGCCCUUGUAACAUGUCCCUUCACUUCACCGUUCUGCAGCCAUCCUCUCCAGACAUGACACAGAGCAUGGCUCUACUGCCAGGACAGACCAGGGCUGUGCAUUCAUCCACCUCUGGCCUGCUGGCCCCCCUACCUCUGCGGAAGCACAGUUCCCGCUCAGCCCAGUCAAAACUGUUUGCUGCUCUGGCACCCCAAUGGUGGAACAAGUUCCCUCACGACGCCAGGACAGCGGAGUCACUCACCACCUUCCGGAGACACUUGAAACCCCACCUCUUUAAGGAAUACCUGGGAUAGGAUAAAGUAAUCCUUCUACCCCCCCUUACCCCACCCCCCAAAAAAAUAAAUAAUAAUAAUAUUUUAAAGUGUUUAUCCCACUGGCUAUAAGGUGAAUGCACCAAUUUGUAAGUCGCUUUGGAUAAGAGCGUCUGCUAAAUAAUGUAAAUGAGAGGGGGAGGAAGUGAUAGAAGAACGAGGAGGAGAGAGUUGCAGAGGGAGAGAGGGGCGCAGAGAGAUUGAAAGACCGGGAGAGGGUGGUAGUAGUGUGGAAAAGGUAGAUCAAGACGUUAAGCUGGGAGAGAGAGAAAGAGGGCUGCACUGUCCCUGUUUGCAUGGGACAUGGAGAAUGAUCAUCCUCACGGAGUCCAAAUUAACACUGUCCAGUUAGGCUGCAGGGAAUUGAUAACAAACAACCAACUUAUAUCUCUCCCUCUGUUUUUCCAUCAAUCUCUCUCCAUUUUCUCUUUCUUCAUUUGCCAUCUGCCAGCGCUUUGCUUCAUUUUCAGUAUAGCUUAGAAUUAGAACCCACAGUUUCUCUGAGUUGUAAUGGUACAGUAUCUCUCCGUCUCUGCCUGUCUGUCUGUGUCUGAGGUCAGUCUGUGAUGUGAAGGCAGUAGACUGACUCUGUGGACCGACUCUCUCCCUACUGACCAGGUGAUGGUGGCUGAAGCCCUGGACAUCACCAGGGAAACCUACUUUGCCAUCCUGAUGGACCGGGCCUGCAACGGGCCUGUCAUGGUGGGCAGUCCUCAGGGUGGGAUGGACAUAGAGGAGGUGGCUGACAAAACCCCAGAGCUCAUAUUUAAGGUACAGUUCUGUGAGCUCUGCAACAGCAUAUGUUACAAAUGACUACAGAUGUUAACAUGGAACCUCUCACCAUUCACUGGCAGCGUUCUCGCUCUCUCCUCUCUCCCUCCCCUGAUUGGUACAAUGAAUCCCUUGAUCCCUCUUACCUUGUGGAGAUCGAGAGAGCCCUUCUCUAUGUGAGAAUCUCAUCUUUACAAGUGCCUGAUAAUUAUAAUGCCAUCAUUACAGGCCUGUGUUUCCUUUUCUCACAUCUGGCAGGUUGCCACCACUUAAUUGCAGCUUCCGUGAUUUAAUAUGAAUAUCCACUUUUUGUCAUAUUAGCAUGCAGUGUUUUUGAGUCUCCAUUCUCUCUCUGGCUGUCUGUCUCUCUCUCUCUCUUGCUCUCUCUCUGUCCCUCUGUCUGGCUGUCUGUCACUCUCUCUGUCCCUCUCUGUCUGUCUCUCUCUCUCGCUCUCUCUCUCUUUCUUUUGCUCUCUGUCCCUCUCGGUCUCUCUCUCUCUGUCUGUCCCUCCCGGUCUCUCUCUCUCUCUGUCCCUCUCGGUCUCUCUCUCUCUCUGUCCCUCUCGGUCUGUCUCUCUCUCUGUCCCUCUCGGUCUGUCUCUCUCUCUGUCCCUCUCGGUCUGUCUCUCUCUCUGUCCCUCUCGGUCUGUCUCUCUCUGUACCUCUCGGUCUCUCUCUCUCUCCCUUCCGGUCUCUGUCUGUCUGUCUCUUUCUCUGUCCGUCCCUUUCGGUCUCUCUCUCUCUCUGUCUGUCCCUUUCUGUCUCUCUCUCUGUCUGUCUCUUUCUCUGUCCCUCUCUCUCUCUCUCUCUCUCUCUCUCUCUCUCUCUCCUCUCUCUCUCUCUCUCCUCUCUCUCUCUCUCUCUCUAUCUCUUGUUCUCUCUCUCUCUCUGCUACCACAGGAAGUCAUUGAUAUUUUCGAGGGGGUGCGAGACGACCAGGCGCUCCGCAUGGCAGCUAAUUUGGGUUUCAAAGGACCUCUGGAGAGACAGGUGACGGGCCCGGCGAAGCUCUCUGAGCCGCAGUGCAGAGAAGCAGAAUAGCGCACACACACUGAAGACCCACAGUACAGAACUCGAGCUGUUGAAACUCGAUAGGACACUGCCAGUCUACUGGGCUCUCUAUGCUGGGUUAAACAGUUUAUAGAACUCCAUUCGUACUUAUACAACAGACAAAGCUUUAUAGGUUUACCAUUAUAGCACAUUACAUUUUUUGGAGUCCUCUCAAAAUCAUGAACAGACAGUGCUACUGUAGCCAGUUCUGGCCAGUAUAAACUCAAAAAAUUCAGAUUUGAUAUUAGAUGUUAUUCUCCGGUUCAUUUUAGAGCCAAUUGUCCUGUAGCAUUAUAUUGCCAAUUUGUAUUCCUAUCCGUGAGCAGAGCAGCAUAAAGAAUUGGAUUAGUUCAAUGUUAAAAUGCGGAAAAAGUAUAAAUCAACUUAAUGAAUAAUCUUUUGAAAAAUGAAAUGAACAUACACAGUUGUCUGAGAGGUACACCCUGUGUGACUCCCGAGUGGCGCAGUGGUCUAAGGCACUGCAGCUGUGCCACUAGAGAUCCUGGUUCGAAUCCAGGCUAUGUCGUAGCCGGCCGCGACCGGGAGACCCAUGGGGCGGCGCACAAUUGGCCCAGCGUCGUCCAGGGUAGGGAGGGAAUGGCCGGCAGGGAUGUAGCUCAGUUGUGGGUUCGAUUCCCACGGGGGGCCAGUAUGAAAAAAUAAAAAAAUAAUGUAUGCACUCACUAACUGUAAGUCGCUCUGGAUAAGAGCGUCUGCUAAAUGACUAAAAUGUAAUGUAAUACUAGCCUGUUUUGGUAUUGAAUGGCCAUUGAUUUUAACAGGAAAUGAUUCGAUAAAUGUUUUGCUUGUCAGUUUAGUUCUGAAACUGUGUCUUCUAAAACACAGGUGUGGAAUGGAACCUUCGUUGAAAUAACUUUGCUGCUUUGAAGAGCCUUGAGAUUAUAAAAAGUGUGUGUGUGCGUGUUUGCGGAUGUGUGUUUGUGAGUGUGUGGCAGAGAGUAGUGCUUACAUCAUUUUCUGUCAGGCUGUUUUCGUAAUCAAAAGAGCAGCUCGGUGCCAGGGACAGACAGAGACAUCAGUUGAACCCCGGAUUCUUGAAAAGAGGAUUUAUUACAAUGACAGUCACUCCAAUAGCAAUACUGCGCCUGUUAGGAUAAUGUGGCACAAUAGACAUGUUGUAAUCUCACUCAUCGCUAAUACAUUAAUAUGCCACAGAAAGGCUGUAUUAUAGUAGUUUCAUUACUGUUUUAUUAGGGUAUAUAGGCUUAGUCAUACAUGUCAUGUGUUCAAUUAUAUAGCAUUUAUAAGUAUAUAGUAUGACAUACAGUGUACGAAACAUUAGGCUAUUUCCAUGACAUGAUGGUGAAUCCAGGUGAAAGCUAUGAUCCCUUAUUGAUGUCACUUGUUAAAUCCAAUUCAAUCAGUGUAAAUGAAGGGGAGGAGACAGUUUAAAGAAGGAUUUUUAAGCCUUGAGACAUGGAUUGUGUAUGUGUGCCAUUCAGAAGAAGUGCCUUUGAACGGGGUAUGGUAGUAGUUGCUAUGCGUACCGGUUUGAGUGUGUCAAGAACUGCAAUGCUGCUGGGUUUCCCGUGUGUAUCAAGAAUGGUCUACCACCCAAAGGACAUCCAGCGAACUUGACACAACUGUGAGAAGCAUUGGAGUCAACAUGGGCCAGCAUCCCUGUGGAACGCUUUCGACACCUUGUAGAGUCCAUACCCCGACGAAUUGAGGCUGUUCUGAGGGAAAAGGGGUGUUUAACUCCAUAUCAGGAAGAUGUCCCUAAUGUUUUGUACACUGUGUAUAGCCUGUGUUUUGUACAGUAUGAGCUAAAGGCUUAUUGAGUCGUGUUAGUUAGAAAAUUGGUUGUCAGAAGCCCUGAAAAAGGUGGUCAGUGUUUAUUUUUUUUCAACACCAGCACGCACAUGCAUGUGCGCACACGUGCAAAAACACAUGUGCACACGCACAUGCACAUACAUUCUCUGUGUGUGUUGAAGGCGAUUUGACAUGUUUUAUUUAUUUUGUGCUGCUGAGUGGCCUUGGCGGGCCUGCUGCUAAGAGGCGUCUUGUUGGGUAAUAACUGUCUUCUGUGGAACUCACAGGCAGCAAAUCAGAUUAAGAGGCUCUAUGAUCUGUUCCUGAAAGUCGACGCCACUCAAGUUGAAGUCAAUCCUUUCGGUGAGACUCCCGAAGGACAAGGUACGACUCUUUCUUUCUUUCUCUUUUUGCUGUCUACAUAUUAGAAGGUCUGUUUAUCUGGGUCUGUCUGUAUUUGUCUUCUCUCUUUUCCUCUCUUCCUCUCUUCCUCUCUUCUCUCGCUCUCUCUCUCUCUCGUACAUCAUGGGAGUGUUCUUGAUGGGAUUUUAGGUAUACCGUAUUUUCCGCACUAUAAGGCGCACCGGAGUAUAAGCCGCAGCAGCUAAAUUGAAUGAUAUUGAAUGAUGUGUACAUAUAUAAGCCGCACUGGACUAUAAGCCGCAGGUGUUUUAAUGUUUAAUUACCAUAUGUAAGGGUUUGUGCACAGAGGGGAUUGUCGGGAAAGAGACAAACUGUCUCGCUCUCGUAAUGUCUGUCUGUCUUGUUCUCGUUCUGUCUCUCGUACCACUCUCGGUUCCACUUUUACUUUUGCGCGCUACCUGUCUCACUCUUUUCCGGCCUCCAGCUUUUCCUGCUGGAGCCCGCCGCUUAAAGGUGGGGGGCGCGGACCGGUCAUAGAGCCCAUAGAGUUAAAGUUGGUGGACUGUAACCUGUAAAAUCCAUAGAUUUAGGAGGUCUUCUAGUGGCCGUUAGCUGUAAAAAUCCAUAGAUUAGCUGCACCGUUAUAUAAGCCGCAGGGUCGAAAAAUGGGAAAAAAGGCGCGGCUUAUAGUCCGAAGAUUACGGUAUAUUGGAGCAUAUCCAUCACUAAUUGCCUCUUGAGGAACAAUCAUACAGAUAAACUCAUUGUUAUGAAACAAGAUCUUGUUAUAGGUCCGGUUCAUCAAAGAGUGACAAUAAAAUAAAAUAUUGUAGCCUAGUCUAAUCAUUGCUUAUGAAUAUUGAUGAGAGGUCUAUUAUUUUGUUGUGUUCAACCAAGCUGUACUGAGAGGUGCAACUCUGCCAUCCAACAAGCAUGGCAGAAACUCGUGUUUCUGUAGACUCACAUUGAAAGUAGCUCAACUUGUUAUUUAAUUUGUACAUAUUCAACGAGGGAAGAGAAUGAACUACCCAGGAUGCAUGUUCAGUAGAGUUUAAACAGCACACCACAGGGUACUGAAGAACAUCACUGUAGGCAGAAAAGUUACGGCAUGUUUUAUCCCACUUUAGUCUCUUACUUUGACUUUCAUUUCAAUGUAACUGAACCCUCAUCACCAAAGGGACGGUAAGACUAAAUGACUGUAAACUCUGAAAAUGAAAGUCAUUGUACUCCAGUUGGUCACAUACAGCAGCUCCAGGAGACAGCCAACACUCCACUUAGCUGCAGUAGAAGUGGUUUCCCAUACAUUUUUGUUCUGCCUAGUGUGUGUUUUUGUGUGUGUCAUGUUGCCUUUAUUACACUUGGGAGCUUCAGCCCAGGUAGUAUUUCACAGAGACAAGCCAUUACAUAGUGAAUUCACAGUUGAAUCCAUGGGGAUCCUGUGUACCACUACUGACAUUUGUCCUCCAGGCUGUUAUAGAGUAUUGAUAGAUGAAUGCUCCAAUCACCCCUGUGUAAAUGCUUAUGGUAUGUAGUGGGCCUUACAAAGUACAAAUCCAUAAGGAGCGCAUUUCAGCCCUGCAGUAAAUACUUAGCCUGCAGGUAACAUUCAGCUUGCAGUUUCUUUGAACUGCACCUUGUGAAGUGUAAAAGUAUUGUCCAUUAUGCAUAAUAUAUUCCCCCUUAGAGGCCCUGUCAAAUGCAUAAACAUGAGCUGCACCAUUACAAAUACUGAAUUAAUUAAUUCUAAUAGGGUGAGAUCACUUGCCACAUUUGAUUUAACAUAUUUCAUUGCGUUUGUUAUAAAUGAUUACAUUUCCAUUUCACAUCCUCCUUUUGUUUCUCUACAUCUCUUCCUCUUUUCUACUUUGUCUAGUUCCUCCUUCAUCUCUUUAUUUUUCUGUCCCGCUUCUCUUCAUCUCUCUCUCUCUGGCUUCUUUCAGUGGUGUGCUUUGAUGCCAAGAUCAACUUUGACGAUAACGCUGAGUUCCGUCAGAAAGCCGUCUUUGCCAUGGACGACAUGUCAGAGAGCGAUCCAACAGAGACCGAGGCAGCCAAAUGGGACCUCAAGUACAUCGGCUUGGAUGGAAACAUCGCCUGCUUUGGUGAGUUCUGAUUAUGACUGUCCACACACAUACAUGUUCUAUUCAUUCAGCCAUGUGUAACCCACCCCAACUGGAAUGGAGUUUUUCUCUUCCUUAUCAGAUAAUUGAAGGCUGGGAGACUACGUUCAAACUUUCUCAAACUACAGUAAAGCUGACUGGGCUCCUCUCCAGUCCAAAUUAACCGCCAGCUUUCUAACGACUCCAGAAGGAGGCUGCCAUAACCAAUGCUUUCUAAUUAUCCAUAAUCCACCCAAAAAGUCUCCAGUGAGCUGGAUUGUUAGCGUUCUCAUUAUAGUCCUCCCCUGUCAUAAAUCAAAGCUUUACAGUGUAAUUCUGGGCUGCUGGGGAGUCUCUUCUGGCUGCCCUGCAGGCUCAUACACAUUGUGGCAGUAAGAGCACAGGUUAGAGCCUCUUUCCCCUGCCCAGCCUCUCCUACAGAACAACUAUUUCCCCUGCCCAGCCUCUCCUACAGAACAACUCUUUCCCCUGCCCAGCCUCUCCUACAGAACAACUCUUUCCCCUGCCCAGCCUCUCCUACAGAACAACUCUUUCCCCUGCCCAGCCUCUCCUACAGAACAACUCUUUCCCCUGCCCAGCCUCUCCUACAGAACAACUCUUUCCCCUGCCCAGCCUCUCCUACAGAACAACUCUUUCCCCUGCCCAGCCUCUCCUACAGAACGACAGCUCAGAGCUGAUGGGCUCCUUAAACGCUUUUUAACCCACCAAAGUGACAGCUGUUAAAGCCACUUUCCUUUUAUUGAGACUUCUGUCAGGGAACUUGCCAGGACGUAGGCUCAGCACUGCUAAACCAAAUGAGGUAAGACGUUUGUAGAGAGGCGUGUUGGCUUUGGAAGGAAGCGACUGAAUCACUUGGCUCCCUUGCAGCAAAGCACCAAGCAGCCCAGCGGGAUAGGGAUAUGCUCGCUAGGCUGCCUGAUAAUGCGGCCCAACCCCAGUACCACAGAACCUCGUUUAAUCAAUGCUCACUUUCUGAAGUCAAGAGAGUUGCUGUAAUCACAUUUCCCUCCGCUUCUCAACUUCUUAAAGUGUUAAAUAUCCCGAUUAGAAGUUUUAACAGUUUACCUCUUAAAGCUUUAAAUCCUUUUGUUAUUCCCUCUUUAUUAGAUCAUUUAUUCAUUGAUUUCACUGUGAGCCCUUUCAUGUUUGUGUUGUUUUAAUACUGGUAUUAGGUCAUGUUUAAUUGAAUUAAAUCCCAACUACUUGUCACUGUUUUCUCUCAAGGAUUUUCAUUUCAAUUCUCAUCUUCAUUAGGAAUCUAAUGGGGGAAAUCCAACCUCAUUAGAGUAUGGGCAAGAAACCAUUAUCAGCGUUCCAGUAUCAUCAAUUGUCAUCAACAUUGUGAUGAGCACAGUGACUAUUUUGAAGGGAUGCUCUGGACUUCAGAGGCCCUUCUCUGUUUUAUGAGACCAGUAACAGUUCUCAGCUUUCUCUGUGGUUGAGUUUCACCUUUGACCUGUCAUUACAGUGAAUGGGGCUGGUCUGGCUAUGGCCACGUGUGACAUCAUCGACCUCCAUGGAGGGAAGCCGGCCAACUUCCUGGACCUAGGAGGAGGGGUGAAGGAGAAGCAGGUGUACGAGGCAUUCAAACUACUCACUGCUGACCCGAAGGUAGGAGACAACUUUAUCCAACACCACAUGGUGUGCGAGUUCUGUGGAGAGGAGUUAUACCAUCUAAAGAUAGAGAACAUAUCUGAUUCACUAUGCUACAGUAGC
Molecule: messenger RNA, 11054 nt
Organism: Coregonus sp. 'balchen'
Lineage: Eukaryota; Metazoa; Chordata; Actinopteri; Salmoniformes; Salmonidae
Source: the annotation of a GenBank genome assembly